AUGGCCGCUCAAACUACUCAGAACAAGAACAACACUCCAAAGGACAACAACUUGAACAAGCACGCUGGACGUGGUGCUUCGUUAAGUACUGCAGAAUAUAUAGUUGAGCAGUUCCCUCGUUUCAAACCUCAAUAUUUCUACAUGUUGAUCCUUAUCUAUGGCUUGUUGGCCUUUUUCUAUCUUGGCACUCUGGUUUGCGCCAGCGACGAGCACUCGGAGUCAGACAGUGAUAGUUUAGAUCUGCAUUUUGAGGGGAACUUUUCGAACUGUGAACCCAUCAUUUUAACUGGGAGCACCGAGGAGCGGAGUGCUUUGGUCGAACAAGUAUACAAUAUGGAAAUACAAAAUGAAAAUUUAGCUGCAGCGCAGGAGGCUGCCUCACUCUGCGCAAUAACCUCCAACACAACAAUCUCAACUCAUUUUGAACAGAGCAAUGCAAUAACUUUCGUCAUUCAUGUGGAAAGCGAGAGUGAUGAAAGGUACAGCAUUGCAUCUGGCUGCUUGCUUAAAAACUUCAAGGGUACGAACUCGAUUCGGCCAGGUAAUGCAAUUCUCGAGGAAAUUCUGGCUGAAGAGAACUGUGAUACUGUCCGGCGUCUGUUAUGGUGGCUAGAUAUUGCCGAGCUUAAAGAUUUGGCAAAGAUUCGUAGGGGUAGCUAA
This is a messenger RNA of Candidozyma haemuli, 660 nucleotides long. RefSeq lists its product as uncharacterized. The transcript has 2 exons. The record is from RefSeq and is a predicted model, not a curated record. NCBI's taxonomy places the organism in Eukaryota, Fungi, Ascomycota, Pichiomycetes, Serinales, Metschnikowiaceae. Bases 1 to 660 code for a protein of 219 amino acids.